Molecule: messenger RNA, 1658 nt
Organism: Gadus morhua (Atlantic cod)
Lineage: Eukaryota; Metazoa; Chordata; Actinopteri; Gadiformes; Gadidae
Gene: tsen34
Product: TSEN34 tRNA splicing endonuclease subunit
Exons: 4
Coding region: 246-1190 (314 amino acids)
Biological process (GO): tRNA splicing, via endonucleolytic cleavage and ligation; tRNA-type intron splice site recognition and cleavage
Cellular component (GO): tRNA-intron endonuclease complex
Molecular function (GO): nucleic acid binding; tRNA-intron lyase activity
Source: RefSeq, a predicted model, not a curated record
CGUCAAUUCCAACUUCGACAAUUCCAAAACAUCCGGGAGCUACUUUCAAAGGAGCAUGUGGUGAAUGGAAAGGAAUAAGUUAUUUAUCACUUUAUUAUCUCACUGUUUGAGUUUUUAAACACCACAUAUCUGUAGCUAUAAGAAGUGGGAUAUCAAAGUUUAAAACAACAAAUUAACCCUGAGUUUGGCGUGGUGGGUAACCACGUGGGAAGGGCUUCCCAGCCCUUGGUGAGUCGGACCGGGUUAUGGAUGCGACGCCGACCGCCGAGUUGACUUCAACACCGGGACAGCAUGUGGUUGAACCACUGCAGGACGGGGGAGGUGGAGACGGCACUAGCCGACGGCCCCAUCCGCUCAUCGGCAUCCAUCUAUGCGGCUCCACGGCUCUCGUCUGGCGGACAGCGGACGUCAAGGCGGCCAGGGAGGCAGGUGUGGUUGGCAGCCUGGUGGGCGCUCUGCCCCGACAGCCGAGACAGAACGGGCGGCUGGGCCGACCGCUGCAGCUCGGCCAGGAGGAGCUCCGGCUCCUGCUUCAGAAACAAGCAUCGGGGGACGACCUAGAGAGUUCUGCACCGAAUAGUGAUGGAGAGGUGCAGCAGGCGCAGACAGAGUGCUACGAGGAGGAGCAGAGGAGCAGCUUUGAGGCUCAGAGCAUCUUGGCCCUGGAGGAACGGAAGUCAGCGCUCCUCAGGGCGAUGGGGGGAGCCAAGCAAGGUGGUGGGACGUCCCAGCCCGACGGGGGCGUGUCUGGGCGCCUGGAGGUGCUGGACCAGAGCUUCGUCUUUCCCCGCUCUGCCGUGGCCGUCCAGCUCCGCACCGCCCGGGCGGGGCUGAGCCACUGCUCAGACGAACGCACCCUCCUCAGCGCCGCCCAGCCUGGCUCUUCUCAGAGAGCCCCCCGCUCCGAGAGCCGCUUCCAGGUUUUCCGCGACCUGAGGCAGAGAGGAUACUACAUCACCUCUGCUGGGAAGUUCGGUGGAGACUUCCUGGUCUACCCAGGUGACCCCCUUCGCUUCCACGCCCACUUCAUCGCGGUUUGUGUGGCUCUGGAUGAGCAGCUCCCCCUGGUGGACGUUCUGGCCGUGGCACGCCUGGGCUCCAACGUGAAGAAAACGGUCCUGCUGUGUUCCCCGGGGGGACCCGCCGCCCCGGUCCACUACACCUCCCUGCAGUGGAGCGGGAUGGUCUAAUGGACUGUUCUGGAACAGCUUACGCAUGCAUCGGGACCCCACUGGACCAUGAUCCACGUGGAGGCAGGUCGCGACCCGACAACCCACAGAACACUGAGACCAUCCGAAAGGGAGGAUCUUUGGUUGAGGAUCACACAUUCUGGUGCGAUCCACUCUGAGUAUCUGAGUUUGGGGGACUGGUCCAAUGGACACACUGACGUUGUCUUUUGGGAAGGUUUUUGAGGACCGGACCUCACGACUGGAGCCGACCGUUAAAAGUAGUCGUUCCAGUGUGAAGCUCUGCUAUUAAAACAGCUUUCUCACCUGCAUCCUUUAAUCUACCAAUCUGUUCAUCAAUCAAUCUAUUUAGAGUAAACUGUGAUUUGCCAUUAUGAAACCUGGUGAAAGUUUCAUAUAUAUGAUGUAGGCAUUAGGAUUCUGUGAGCCGAUAAUGGAAACUGCACAAUAAAUAUUUGUGCAGCAAUAUAA